GUCAGAGGGUCAGACAUAAAAAAUCUUUUCUCUGUCAUUGUUGUUUUUUCUUUUCAACUCCACAGUGAGUUCUGCAGCUCAGUGACAGCAUGGCAGCAGCAUUUGGACCACAAGACACUUUUCCCAGACGUCGCAGGAACAGCAUCGAACUUCUGCCACCCCACAUGUCUGAGCUCAGAGCUGUCCUGCUGGGGAACAGCUGGUCUGAGAGGAGCUCAGUGGGAAACCUGUUACUGGGAGAGAACAAGUUCAACCCUGAGGAAGAACUGGACCCAUGUGUGAGAGUCAGUGGACACAUUCAAGGGAAAGAAAUAGUUCUCAUCAACACUCCAGAUCUGCUUCAUCUUAAAAUCUCUGAGGACAAAAUAAAGGAACAUGUAGAAACCUGUGUGAGGCUCUCUGAUCCUGGACCUCAUGUGUUCCUGCUGGUUCUGCAGACUGAAGACUUCACUGAGCAUCAAAGAGUGAGACUCUGCAGAGUCCUGAACUUCUUCAGUGAUCAUUCCUUUAAUCAUUCACUGGUUCUGAUAUCACCACCCAGACAGAGGCGUCCGGGUUCAGGGCAUCGUGUCAUGUAUCGUACACCUAUACAGGAAAUGAUCAGACGA
Messenger RNA from Oreochromis aureus, 608 nucleotides. Its product is annotated as GTPase IMAP family member 2-like. The record is from RefSeq and is a predicted model, not a curated record. The transcript has 3 exons. Gene Ontology annotation, molecular function: GTP binding. The annotation marks the transcript as partial. NCBI's taxonomy places the organism in Eukaryota, Metazoa, Chordata, Actinopteri, Cichliformes, Cichlidae.